This is a messenger RNA of Juglans regia (Persian walnut), 2362 nucleotides long. RefSeq lists its product as uncharacterized. The transcript has a single exon. Gene Ontology annotation, biological process: TOR signaling. Lineage: Eukaryota; Viridiplantae; Streptophyta; Magnoliopsida; Fagales; Juglandaceae. The coding region runs from base 595 to 1212 and encodes 205 amino acids. Gene Ontology annotation, cellular component: cytosol. The record is from RefSeq and is a predicted model, not a curated record.
AGAGUAAGUCAAACAUUCACAGCAACGUUUCAAUGUUAUUUUGCAGACAUUUAAAUUUGUCAAAAACAACCUUGAAAUUUUUCAGAACAACUUCAACGAAGAAUUCUCAAAUCUGGAAAGCCAACUUUAUGUUUUGCAAGAAGAGGAAAAAUACACAAUUUCCAUAAAUCUCGUUAGAAACCAAAAACCAUUUCUGUCAUUCUCAGAUCUCCCUUGAGAACAAAAUAGCCUCUCUCAUAUCAGAAAACCAAAAUUCAUGAAGAGGAAAUUAUGAAAGAUGACCUCGACAUUUCUAAGCACGAUUUCCAAGCUGGCAUUUCCAAAAGGGACAGAGCUAGAGAAUGGCGAAAGAGAAAAAUGAGAUGUGGUGCAGUUUUGGGAAUUUCUCAAAACUGGAAUAGAGCAUCACUACUGCUUCAGCCUCAAGUUUCACGCUCAGAUUUUUAGAUUCAGUAGUUUCACCCUGGUGGUAUCGAUUUUCAGUGUCUCCAUUCCUCACCCUCCUUCUUUCUUUCUCAUGAGUGCCAAUAUCUGUCCUCACCCCGUAGAUCCAGCUAUACUAUACUCCAACCCAUAUAUCUAUUAACCCAUGCUAUGCUUCCACAUCCACACCAGUCCCAUUCAUUCAUUGUGGACAAGGCAAUCCCGUCGGCCACUCAGUCACCUUCAUUCAUGUCGUCGACCGCGCUGCUGGGCAAAUCAGGGAGUUACAGAGCCCUGCCCAUGGGGAAAGGAGUAGCAGCAGCGGCUUCAGCUUCUGCACAAAAGACCCAGGUCUUCAACGGCUGUAACAGAAGACCCAAAAUCUGCUGUGUAGAAGACCCAAAAAUCUGCAGCAACAACUUUGGUCUUGGGUUCUCGAAAUCAUUUUUUAAUAGAGUAAAUGCUUGUGAUUGGUGCUCUGUGGUUGCAAUUCUAGUUGGAGCUCAAUCCAGACAAGAACAAAAGCUUCAAACUUCUCACUUGCAAGAGAUGGUUUUUGGAGAGAGUUCAUUGGUUCUUAAACAUGUGAAUAGUGGCAUCAAAAUCCAUUUUAAUGCAUUUGAUGCUCUAAAUGGCUGGAAGCAGGAGGCGUUGCCACCAAUUGAAGUCCCUGCGGCAGUGAAAUGGAAAUUCAGAAGCAAAACCCUCCAGAAGGUGAUACUGGACUAUGAUUAUACAUUCACGACGCCAUAUUGUGGAAGUGAAACAAUUGGGAUAGAUACAUAUUAAGAAAGAGGGAGAACCAGGGCCACAGUUCUAAUCAAAACAUUGAUUGUGUUUCUUUUAUUUUCCUUUGAAAUUUUCUUUGACAUUGAUUGUGUUGUUCUUCUAGGACAUGUUUUCAUGGGAGGCUCCCCGUGAAUUUUGAGAGAAUUGUAUGAAGGAUUUGAUCUUGCCUUCAUGCUCUACGUGGAAGAAGCAUUUCACCUUGCGCCUCAGUUGUUUGUGAAAAUUUCAAUGAAGGCUAAAUGUUGUAGUUCAAGUCACUUUUGGUCCAUUGUAAAAUAUGGAGAAUCUGGUUUUGUCAUAAGCUUUUUCCUUACGGCCAAAAGGCUCUUGGUGCCUCACAGGAAAUGGGCAGAAAUUACCCCUUAGUUGUUCAUGGAAAUGUUAGUUAGGGGUUAUGUGGUUUUUAUGUUUGGGAAGUUCGUGAGUGAACUCUAAAGAACCGAGGGGAUUGAUUUUUCCAAAGACAAGCUUGCUUUGCAGAGGCUUCGUGAAGCAACCGAGAGACCUUUAGCAUGGAGUCACUUUACUUCUGAAGGCAAUGUUGAGUUCAAAGCAGUAUGGUUCAUGCCACCCAAGGUGCCUCAUGAUCUAUACGAGAAUUAUUAUAAAGCCAACAAAUCCAACUUGAAUAUAAUUGAUAGGCGCAUCUUCAUCCCAAAUGAAGUUGAUGAGCCUUUGUUGAGGUAUCUAAACUUUUUAAAGGGUCUUGUUGCUUCUGACAGCUUGCCACCCAACGUAUCACGUGAAAUGCUUCAACAAAACAGUAGUUUGAAAACAAUUAAGAAGAAGCUACUGAUUUUAUCUUUGGAAACAUCUAUCAUUACUAUUCUCUUGUUUGGGUUACUAGGUAUUUUUUAUAUGGUAGAUGCUGAUGUGGGUCAGCUCAAAGAAAUUGAAGGCAAGAAGUGUGCCUCAGCUAAAAAGAACGGGUUGAAGUAUAUCCACACCUUGUUGGCAAGAUGUUUUAAAGGGAGAGAAUUUGUCAUAGUUCGAUAGUAUAAAGGGAGAUCCGAUUGUAUGGCCAUAGGCCACUAUGUUAUUGGAUUAUUUUCAUUAAUGUUGGGUUGAGUUUAUAUUAAUUUAGACUUUAGACUGUAGUUGUAGCUGGUUAAUGGAUUUUGAGCACUCUCAUUGGAUUAGCUAAAAACUA